Messenger RNA from Psilocybe cubensis, 711 nucleotides. RefSeq lists its product as uncharacterized. NCBI's taxonomy places the organism in Eukaryota, Fungi, Basidiomycota, Agaricomycetes, Agaricales, Agrocybaceae. The transcript is spliced from 3 exons. The record is from RefSeq and is a predicted model, not a curated record. The coding region runs from base 1 to 711 and encodes 236 amino acids.
AUGUCUACUCUGUCUCUUUCGGGCAUGAUUCUAGGAGCGGACACAGAGGAUGUGGACCUUAUUUUUCGAAAUAUCAACCCAAGCAAGCUGCACACGUCUCGAGAAUCCAUUGCUGAAUUCCACAGCAAGUCCACUUUGCCAACGUGCGGAGUAUGCAUUCGUAGCCCAGAUGAUUGUACGCGCGACCCCAAAGGAUCCUACCGAUGUAAACGUUGCGUUAUACGCAAAGAAGAAUGUAGCUGGAAAGGAGAGAUAGCGGUUUUGGAGCUGAUACGCAUGUUUCCACGCCUUACACCCACCAUUGCUAGGGACGCUUAUAACAGGUGGCACGAUAGCUCACGCCGGAAGCGACAAAGACCAAUCGAGGAUGAAUACUCGCCGGAACCCUCAAAAAAGAGAAAAAGAACUCGGGCGCCCUACCGUACUUGGACACAUGGCGUCUUAAUACCUGCCUCCCCGUCCGAAUCCCCUGCCCCGAGCACCGAUCCGGAAAAAAUCAAAAUUACCAGUCUUGAAGAUUUAAAGGCUUUCAACUACUCCACAUUGAAAAAGGAGAAAGAAAGAGCGGAAGAUGCGCGCGAGCAAAUGGCGAAAAGUCUAGAAGCUGCACUGCACAAAAUAGAUGCACUGGAGCUAGAAAUCGAGCGUCUUAAAACGCAAGCAAUGCUCCAGCCUGACCAUGCAUUGGGUCCGGUGAUACUCACGCCGUAA